UAGUUGUCUAUAUAACAUGCUACGUACGAGUCCCUCUACCACUUGUGUGCAUCUAGCUCUUCUUCCCAAUUGCUAAGCAUAUACCAAAAGCCUAGAAGAGACAUGGCAAUGGCAAUGGCAGCUCUCCUCCUCCUCGUGCUCGUUGCCGCUCCCGCCGCGGUACACUCCGCGCAGCACAGCGUUGCGUGGAACCAAGGGACAGAUUAUUCCAACUAUGGCGCUGGCCAAACAUUCACCGUCGGUGACACACUAGUGUUCACUUACAGUACCAGCCAUGGGGUGGAUGUAGUGGGUCAAAGUGACUACUCCAACUGCAAUUCCGGAAAUGCCCUCAAUUCCUACAGCGGCGGGCAAACCACCAUUACCCUCACCACGCCAGGCACGAUGUACUUCAUGUGCCCCACUUUCGGCCACUGCCAGGGCGGCAUGAAGCUUAGCAUCCCCGUCGUGGCAGCGGGCGGCUCAACCACCAGCCCGGCGACCCCGACAUCCCCCUCCUCUUCCGGUUCAUCAUCGCCGACCGUCACGACACCGCCGGAUUCCUCCUCCUCCGGCUCAUCCUCGACGACCGGCUCGACUCCGGUCAUCACCACCACCACCAGCUCACCAAAAUCGUACAGUGGGGCCGGGGGCAUGUUUGUAAACAUGAAUAAUUUGGUUGUAAUUGGAUUUUCUGUUGUUGUGGCGGGUUUGGUUGGGUUCAUGGGCUAGGGCAGAGGCAGUGCUAUAUUGUGUUUUUUUUUUUUUUCUUUUCCCGGUUGUAAUUUAAUGUGUCAUUAAUAAACUUGUUUCAUUUGAUUGA
Molecule: messenger RNA, 802 nt
Organism: Rhododendron vialii
Lineage: Eukaryota; Viridiplantae; Streptophyta; Magnoliopsida; Ericales; Ericaceae
Product: uclacyanin-2-like
Exons: 2
Coding region: 103-711 (202 amino acids)
Cellular component (GO): plasma membrane
Molecular function (GO): electron transfer activity
Source: RefSeq, a predicted model, not a curated record